Molecule: messenger RNA, 21134 nt
Organism: Xyrichtys novacula (pearly razorfish)
Lineage: Eukaryota; Metazoa; Chordata; Actinopteri; Labriformes; Labridae
Source: the annotation of a GenBank genome assembly
AGAACAAUCAGACUGAGCUCAGAGGAGAGACCCACUGUGGGAUGGAGAAAACCGGGAAAACACUCCGUUUCUGAUUCCUCCUGAUGAACUUCAGCAGAAUUCACUUUUUAUUUUUUACUGACAAUGAAAACAGCUCCUGCAGAGGAGCUCAGACCCGAAACCGCUUCUCCUUUAGGGAACUUUACGUCGAGUUUGAAGGAGCUGAGAUGAGAAGAGGAGCCUGAAGCUGUUUCUACUGAGCUAACCAAAGGUAAGACUUCAUAUCUGACUCUGUUCCCUGACACUUAGAGGAAGUAAACCUCUGACAGUUUUAAUAAAGUAGGAGAAAACCUGCAGCUUCAGCAGGUGAGGACAGGACAGGAAACUUUAGAUGGUGCUGAAGAAGUCUGGAGCAAAGUUUAUGAACUAUUUGUUUAAAACAGCCUUUGAAUCCUAACUAAAGAGAGGUUAUAAUGCAGGAAAAUAAUUAAAUAUUUAAAAUGAUGUUUGCUUAUUUUGAUCCAAGUAUUUUUUUUUACUUAGGUAAAAGUGCUGCUAUAAUUCUCAAUGCAGGUAAAAUCAGAGAAAAUAACUCGAGAUGAAGUAAAAAGUGAAAAGGAGGUUUUUUAGAAGUUCUAUUUAAAGCUUUCCCAAUCCUUUGAUAAAGAUUUAAAAGUGAGUAGAAAUCACAGUAGGGCUGCACAAUACUGAAAAAAACUGAUGUUGCAAUAAGUUUCUGUGAUUUAACAUUACAGGUGUGUUUUUUCCCCCCAACAAAUAUAUAUAUAUAUAUAUAUAUAAUUUUCAAUUUGUAACUUUGAGUCUGUUUCCCUCUAACAAAACCAAACUUCUCACAUUUUUACCACUUUUGAUUCAGUUGCUUUACUGUUAAACUGACCCUGAGCUUCCACAACAUUCAAAAGGCAAAUAAUUCAUCGCUUACCUUAACCUCCAUCCAACAGGUAACAUGUGCGUCAUGAUGAAGAAAACAUUAAUUCCACGCAUUAAAUCAUAUGAUACGUCAUUAUGAAAAACUUCAAAUUCAUGUAUUUUGUUUACUGCACCUUCUCACCUGCUUAAAUCGAAACAUUAAACAGGUGAAUCUGAAUCUGAAUUAGGGUUCAGUGUCAAGUUAGUUUGCACAUUUAGAAAGAUGGAGGGCUUUAGUGAAAACCAAUUAAUGCAGAAACAGAGAUUAAUUUUAGUGACCAGUGUGUUUGGGAUUACCGUCGCAAAGUUGUGUGCACACAUUCAAACAUGGCCAUGAAGUUGGUAGUGACACACGUACCUCAUCAAAGUCGUUGAGCGUCUUAAAGUUGAACCAGUCGGCACUUUUAUUUCCUCUGAAAUCCCACGUUGCUUCUGCCUCCAUAGAACGAUUGGGUCCAUUCGCUUUCCAAUGUCCCACUUGAAGCGCAGAUUUCUUUUUUUACAUAACAUAGUGACUUGAUUUCACCUGCCGAAAUUGUCCUGAGAGCCAGAUUUGCAGUUGACGCACAGUCCAUCAAAGUCACGUUUCUUAGUUUGUUCUUCCUCACUUGUUUAAGGAACCUGAUGCAAAUAAAAGACAAAAUCAAAAUCAAACAAUGUUCAAAAAAACUGUGUGCUCCCCAGCUACAGACACACCUGACGCUAAUUGCAUCUUAUUCAACGUAUAUAGUGAACAAACAGAGGAAUUCUGCACAAAUAAUAAAGGUUUCAAAACACAAACCCAAAGAAAAUUUGACAAAUGGUUUUAACAGUAAGUACAUUUUAAGCAGACGAUCUCUGAUGAGAGUUUGAAGACUCUUUGUUUUAUCUUGGUUAUGUCAUUUAAAAUCAAUCUUUUUUGGAGUUUGGACUCAUGAUUGUUAAAAACAACUGCUCUGCAGAUCUCAGGAGGGUCUGGUAUGUUAUCCACUAUCAUUAUAAACAUUUACACACGACAUAAACAUUUAAAACACCGGGCUGGAGAACAUCAUCAGACGGGGUUUGCUUUCAGUCCAGCGACGAUAAAGAACGGACAGCAUGUUUGAAACGGCGAUUAAACUGCAGCACAAACAUGUAACUGAGAUUAGAUGUGAUUCUCUUUUCACCGGGACUUAUUGAAGAGUUGGUUUGUGGAUUUUGUGGGUGUCUGUGCCAGGAGGAUUUGUGUUUUUUCAAUAAUAUGAGAGCCAAGAAUGUCUGCUGCAUGCCGGCAUCGAUAUGUAAUGUUGUUUUUGACACGGUGAACCCUCCACAAGCUUCGUGCCUCCUGCAGGAGAGUCUCAGUUGCACUCUGAAAAGAUUUUCGUGUGCAGCUGUAACACAUGCUUUUAUGCAAUAUUCAUUAUUUUUAAUUUCAUAUUUCCAAAGCCGGCCGUGUCGUAUAAUUGAAUUUGCUAAUGCGUCUCAGUGUGUUGACUCUUCAGUGUCAUGUUAGGUGAUCACAGCUGUGUAAGGCAGGAUUGCUCAAAACAUUUUCCCCCCUGGAGAAAAAUGAUCAUCUCUUAUCUCUUUCUGGGGGAAAUUCAAACAAACAAAGAGACUUUUUCAAUCAAACACUGAUGUACCAACAGUGAGAAUAAUCACCAUCACUCCUGGCCUGUACUGUCAGCGUCUUUUACUGCCUCAUCUUGGACGUGUUCAUGUGUCUUUUAAGGGUCUUUAUCAGCUCAAUGUCUCAUAUUUAACUUCCUCUCAGUGAAACUACAGACAGGUAACCUCCUGGUGUGGAUUAUGAUGUUUUGAAUGUAUCAGCAGCACAAACUGGAGAAUCUGUGAUCUGACUGUAUGUUCACUCUUCCUGCAGCGGAGACUCGUGGUGGUCGUCAUGUCUCUGUGGAUGAUCCUCCCCAUCAGCCUGCCUGUCUUCACCAUCACUGGAAUAUGGGUCAUGUAAGUCCACGUGUUUCGGCCACGUAACACACAGUGUCACAACUCAGGAUUUCGGUCCUGAGAUCCUGCAGCGUCCACGAUCAACUCCACUGUCUGUACAAAGUUCAUAGAUGUAAAACAGUGUCCUUUUUUGGAAGGGGAGAGAACGAGCUUUGUGUUUAUUUAGCGAUUGUUGACGGAGAUUCAUCCUUGAAAUUCCUCUGGGCUGUUCAGACAGGGGUGUGUGUCGCCGCAGUUUUCCCUGUCUUUGACUCACAACUGUCACUCCUCCCCGCGGUGGACUCCUGUCUGAUAAAACACUGCUGAAAUUCCCUCUGGGAUGCUCCUACAACAUUCUAAGGAACCUCUCUGGUUCCCUUUCUGUGGAAAAUGCACAGGAAGCUGCCUCUAGCUGCUCCUCUAAAGGAUGAAACAUGACACAGUGCACACAUGAUAUAGAAGAUGAAGAGGGAGAAGAUGGCCCCUCAAAUAGCCGGAGCCCACCACUCUUCUCCUGAUGUCAAAAACCAACUUCAGGACUAAAAGCUACAAAAAUAUAUCUCCUGAUGCAUCAAAAAACACAUCAUUUUAAACUACGAGUCUUAAGUUACAACUUCAGCAGUGACUUUGUAACUUUGUAAGCCCUCUGUGUGCCUGAGGGGGAUGCAGAAAGUCAUGGGAGUAAUACGUUAAUCACACAGAUAAAUAAACACCAAUAAUCUCUGCAGCAGAGGACAGAUAGUAGACUCUACAAAGUGGGCUCCAAGUGUCUCCUGGGGGCUUGUUAUUGCACUUUUUGGGAUGUUUUCCAGUUUGCAGUUCCAGGUUAUUAACUCUCUGAGAGUUUGACAGACCUCCAAACCAAAAAUGAGUGAUGUCAUGUUUCCUUUAGAGCCGCCAUGUCGAUGCAAAACUUAAAACUCAGGGAUGAAUCUCCAGUUUAACUGCAGACUAGAUCCUCGGACUCAGAAGCAGCUUCCUGCUGCAGUCAGACUUCUCUCCUCACCUUAAACUCUUUUCCUGAAGUUGAAGUCUGACCUGUGUGAGUGUUUCUUUUGUUCCUCCCUUCCUCUUCCUCUCUCUCUCCUCGGUGUGACUGGAUUGACACACAGUCUCCUUUUGUAAAGGCUCUUUCACACCUUCACAGAGUAAGUGUGAGAACGUCUUCACACCCGCUCUCCAAAGCUCUCCCCUCUCAGAGACGAGUCUGUAAUCCCCCUCAUUCUGCCCGACCUGCUGGUCUUUUGACACGUUGACACCCAUCUGCCUGAACAGCUGAAUGACCCAGAAACAUAACUGAAGCAUGUAACGCAGCUUUGGCCUGUUUGUGAAGAGGAAACAGCAGCAGAAAUGAGAGUUAGUUUGUUCGGUUUAAAGCAAAUCAAAUUGAGGUGUGAAGAUGUUCGGAUCAGAGGCUGUUAUUGUCUCUGCAGUUGUCAUCGACUGCAGAGACAAUAAGCGAUCAAUAAGAGCUGAAAUGAUUGUAGUUUGUAGUCAUUGGUCGGGUUUGUUUGCUUAUCUUAUCUGCAGCACUACGAGUCUCAGGGUCACAGAGUGUCACAAUGUUAAAAACUCCUGAUUCGAAGAAGAAUCAAAAAGCUAAAAAUGAAAUGAAACCCUUCAGCACCUCUGUAAACUCUGUACAUACUUGCAAAAUACUUCAAUAUUGAUCAUUGACCAAACCUCCCUAAAAGUUUGGACACUGUUGGCUACAGUCCGAAGUUGAAACAAGCAUUUACAGAUCAUGAAAUUGAAUGUUUACACAGUUUAGUAAAAACACAAAGGAUUGUGGAUCUUUCAACUCUAAAGGUUCUGAUAGCAUUAAAAGAAAGGUCAGGGAGUCGCCAAAGUUAUUCAGCUUUAUCUUCUGGAAACCACGACAUACAAAAACAGUUUGUAUGAAAUUAGGAGCAAAUCCUCUCAGAAGUCACUGAGAUAUUUCAUGAAAUAAAUCAAAACUUUAAGAGGAAAUAAGAAAGAUGACGGUUAUUAUAGGGCUGAAUCUUUCUGACUCUGUUACUGUCUGUUCAUGAAAAUCCAUCAAGUUUGGUCGAUUAAACCGCUGACUGUCAUCACUGUAAUGUCACCAACUUAUCUAAAAAAAACAAAACAAGUUAAAGCCUCGUAGCCGGUCUGUGUGCGUAAAGUUGGUUAUAGUACAGCUGACAGAUUAAAGCAGCGGCGUCUCCUCUGACGUCACAGCUCGGGUUAAAAUACAGCCAACAGCCUCCAAGUGACAAACCCACGGGUGAUUCAAGUGACGGGUGUUUAUAAAGUGAGAAAAGACGCCGCACUUUAAAACCUGGACCGCCAUUAAUCGCGUCACAAAUGACGUUGCUUUCAAGUGCUUCAGUCCUGUGAGGAAAAUAGAGCUUUUCUCCUCCUGUGACUGAACAGCAGAGCGGUGACGGUCAUGUUUUAUAGAGUUAUAUCAAAGUCGAAUGAUUAAAGGAAGAAUACCUUGAAUAUUGUUGUUUCUUGUUCACGUUCAGUUCUCUAACAAAAGAUCGUCUUUGUCUCUGACUCACAGAUAUGCAAUGGCGCUGUACAACCAGCACGUCUGUCCUGUGCAGAACUGGUACGACACACACACACACACACACAAACACACACAAACACCAAUCCGUGAUGUCUGUAAUGUCUCCAAUUAUAAAAUACUUCUAUUACAAAAAUACAGAUACAUAUAUAUAUGUAGACUAUGGGAGAAAUACCGAUCCAAAACAAUGAAUGCAUUUAGUACAAAACCUGAACUGUAGAUUUAAUAAUUCUUAUGUCAUAGCGCAGAUUGCAGGACGCUGCAAAGUUAGUACUGAGAGUCUCCAUCCUGCAAAUGUGCAACAAAGCCCGGUCAGUGAUUAUGAAUAAGUACAUGUUGUGAAACGUCCCCCACUCUCAUCUGACGUGUUUAUUUAGCAUUAAUUCAGGGACAGGUCCUUUCCUUAACUCAUGGUGGGCUUCCUUCAGGAAUCUUCAAUGAGGCCUCAGCUCUGCACUUCCUGGCAGGUUUAUAGACCUUAAAUCAAACACAGGGAGGACUGAGAUGGACAGAUGGGGAUGAGGAGUGGACAUGGAGAAAUGAAAAUGCUGCACGUGUUGAUAUAAGAGGAGAAAGAGUACAUGCUGGUGUGAGGGAGGGGGGAGAUGUAAGGCUACAGUAAACUAUCAAUGUAAGCAGAGAGAAGGAAUGAUAACAAGAGGAGGAGGAGGAGGGGGAGGAAGAUAAACUCUUUUAAGGCAGAUGGAUUUAUCUCUGAACUGGAGUCCAGUCUUGGUAUUUGAAGCCUAAUCUUAAAUCAAAACCAGCUGACAGUUUACUUCAUGAAAGUACAGUCCCAGCUGGUACAGAGAGAUCAUAAAUAAAACAAAGUACUGUACGUCGAAAAUAAUUCCUGGUAUCAUGGCUCCAGAAGCUACCAGAACACCUGCUGUGUAAAGAGCUCGUGUAGAUCUGCAACAGAAAACAAGUAGAGAGUAAAAUAGUGAUCAGAAAAUAGAGCAGCAACAACAACUCAAAUACUGAAACUUCCACUUCAAGAAAACAUCUCAUUUAAAAGUUUGAUGCCAGAAACGAGUUACACCGAUGAUUUCUAAAAAGACUGUCACAUUUCAUUCAGAAUUUUAGUGGUAAAAAAUCUUAUUUUUCCAUAUCAGGGUUAUACUGUGAUAAGGUUUUUCUUCUCAUGAAACAUCUGCAUGAUAUUAAAGUUCGUUCGGAGCUCUGAUGUCGAAAGUGUCUUCUCACUGGACAAUUGGUAAACCCUCGUACGUCUUCAAGCUUGUCCUUAAAAUACGAAGCAGAAGCAGUGAAGCGUUUAACUGCUAUAAAGAGACAUUUUACCCAGAUUACUUUGGUUUAUCUUUCACCGUCUUUUACGUGAGGCAUGAGCCAUUACGUAAAGAGAUGCUCAACCAUUAACAGAGUACCGACACCUUUGCUUACUUAGGAUUUAUUAUGCGGGAUCGAAGAGGAUAAAAAUUAAAAGUUUGAACCCUCUAUGGGUCAAAUGAGUGUCAGAAAGCUCAGCGGAGACUGAAAUGACCUUUAAUGCAAAGUUAAAAAAACAAAGCGAGAGUACUGUGUCUAAAGUGUGUGCAUGUGUGCGUUUCCAGGCAUUAUAAUGAGUCCUGUGAGGAGCCGCUGCCCCUACAGAGGGGUCCUGUUCUGUGCUGCACGCUGGACAACGUCCCCCUCAUCAGGUGAGUGAACACAGUCAGGUCCUCCAGGUGUGUUCAAACCGCUGCUGUGCAUUUACCUCAAACCUCUGAGGGUGUAACAAUCAGGGAUGUUUGUCUCCUGAACGUGAAACAAACAACUAACCAUUGUUGACUCGGAGCUGCUGUUUCUAGAAACCACAGAAAAAAGUUCCUUUGUGCACAACAAAAACAGUGUGAACAUGAUGUGACCGCAGAUACUGAAUUCUAUGAAACAAGAGUCUGACUCACUGUGGUCUGAAGCUUCCAGCCGCCAUUUAUAUUCCUGCUAUUUGUAUUUCUGCAUUUAUAAAAUAUAUAAAACACGCUGCCAGAAAUUGAUGUUGCAAGAGAACAUUUAACAGUCAGUGGUUUUUGGUAUCCGGGGCUGUGGUUGCCUCAGAGCAAGACGGUUCCUGGUUUGAUUCCCCCCCCACAGGCCAGGCAGGGGCCAUCCUGUGUGGAGUCUUUUCAGCUUCCUCCUGCAGUUCUUAGGUGUGAGUUUGUGCAUGAACGGUUGUUUGUCAGUAAAUGUCAGUCCUGUGAUAGACUGACAGCCGGUCCAGGGUGUACCCCGUCUAUCACCCAAUGACAGCUGGGAUCGGCUCCAGUCCUGCUGUGACCUCGAACGGGAUCAAAGUUUUUUUCUAUCCAGUAACGGCCAAAAUCAACACAAACUGUAAGAAUCUGGUUAACGUCUUGACUUAUUACUUUCUGUUCAUUCUGACCGCCUCUUACAAAAUCGUUGUUUUGCAAAGCAUGCAGAACUAAGAAGGAGAACUGUUUGAAUCAUGGCACCGUCCCUGUAAAACAUCUAAACUAAAUGUAGAAGACGGUACGUUUAGUUCUGGAGUCUCAUGACUGUGAGAGUUUGGGGCAGCUGCAGUGUCAGUCGUCUGAUGAGUCCACACUCGUCCGUCUGAGGCUCAGUGUGGGACGGGGGGACCUAUUCACCUCCACAGGAAGAAGAGCUUUUGUUAUGUGUAGUGGAUCCUUCAGCGCUCUUUGAAACGUCUCCACACUGAGACACAAAAUGUAAACAAAGGAUUCUUCUUCCUGCGUAUGGCGACAGUCAGCAGUCCGACUGAUGAACGAGGGUUCAUGAUGCUGAAGGUGCAACGUACGGGAAAAAUCCGUCCUCAGUUUGAAGUUGUGCAGCAUUUUUCACAUUGUUUUUUACUUGACCUCCCUCUGAGACCCUGUUCACCCAUUUAUAGACAUUUUUCCUCUCCUAAACAGCUGUCGCAGAAAAACGCUGGCAUGCUUUAAUGCCACAAAGGAAACAUACAUGGCAGCGCCGCUUCUUCAGGACUAUUUUUAAGGAGUUUCUCCCAAAGAGAGCUGCACUUAAAAAGCACAGGACCAAAACCUUACUGGGGCGUAAUGGAUCUGACCUGGACUUGCACAAGAACUCGUCUGAACUUGCUCUUUAGUUCCCUUGAGUUCACAUAAAUAACCCCCCGCUCUCCUCUGUGUUUUCUCUGCAGUAAAUGUGGGACUCUCCCUCCUGAAAGCUGCUUCUUCAGCCUCAUCUGCAGCACCGGCUCCUUCAUGGGUGAGUAUCUGUGCAGGUUUUUCGACUUUUGGCUUUAGUGCCUUUCACACUGACUCAGUGGUGUCCCCUUGUUUCCUGUACUCCUGUGUUGGUUUCAUUUCUCCGCUUAGUUGAGCUGGUUUCUGCAUUAAUGUGCUUUUACCUGACAUGCAUUAGCGGAGUUGGCACAAUAGUGAAGGCAUACCGGGUCAAAUACUGUAAAAACAGGUUUCGGAUUCUUCUUUUUUUACUAAGAUGGAUCAAGAACAACUUGAGCAUGAACAGACAGCUUCUGUAGGUUCAAAGUCAUAUGUGGAUCUGAUAGAAGACGUUCAAAUCAGGUCUUUGACUGACUUGGAUGGAUCGGGUUUCGGGGUACGGGUGGACUGUUUAUGCACAAGUUUCUGCUGCAGUUUGUUCCCCCCGGUCAUAAACCCCUGGACAUGCCCCCCCUGUCCAGACUUGUUUUCUCAGCUGUAACGACUCCAGCCGAGUCUCUGCCCCCCUCCCACCAACCUCUGCCAUGUCCUACAUCACCUCUUCUGGAGGGAAAAUUUACUCAAGGCCAUGAAUGGUUGGGUUUUUACUCCUCACAUGACCCAGGAACCCAGGAGUAUUCACCCUCUGACCACGAGGGCAUUCCCUCCGCUCUGGUCUCCGCCAAAUCUACUUGAAACCAGCUAUUUUAGGUGAUUUUCUCUGGUCCAAAGCUCAGAGUCCAGGCGGUGCAUAUUGAUUUUUGUUUGUUUGUGGAGUUUAACGGGUCACUUUGAUUUGAUUCAACUUUGUGCAGAUAAAGAUAAAGCAGAAGUUUCCUUUUAUUUAAAGAAAAUGUCGAUAUUCAGCAAGCCUGUUAUCAGUCGGAGAGGUUUUAACUUGUGAGCAGUGUUAAGGUCGAGUCAUCAAACCUCAAGUAGAGGAUGAGUUUGAACGACUGAAGUAGUGGCCAAGUCUUGUCCAAGUCCAGACUUCAGUACUUUCGUGAUACUCCUUCCACCACAAAGUCACUUUUGACUCCUCAAAUAAGUCAUUGGGGAGUUUUUGAGGUCGAAUGUUUCAUUCAAGAGCGCGGUGGUGUUUUCCAGUGAAGCUCUUGUUGUGUCGUGGUCCAUCACAAACAGUUGUAGAUCCUUGAACAUGUGCACAGGUAAAACAGCGAUUCUGAGUACUUGACAGGAUACAGCGAAAUAUUCUAACACCCUCCAGUUAUGAAACUCUUCUCCUGAAUACACCCAGGACCUUCAGGCCUCAGACAACACAAAAGCGAGCAGGAUUUCAGCUCAUGUCUUUGUGUAGAAAAGCUGAGACAUUGUAGUGUUCGUUACAUAAUGGGGUGAAGGAGUGUGCGUUUGUCGUACACACGUGUUUGUUUGAACGGCGCUGUGAGACUUUUUGAUGUGGUGUUUUAGAGGAAAAGGGUUUGGUUCAAGAGUAUGGAGAGUGAAGUGCUGCUGAUCACGUAGACCUCCAUCACUGCAGAUGACGAGACUCUCCGUACUCCGUGUUUGGUCAUUGCGAGGUUGUUUUUUUGUUCUUUUCGGCGAUCUCAAACACAGAAAACAUUAAUCUGAUUUCAGUCGAGUCUUGCUUGGACGCACUGCUGCGCUCAAAUGAUGUUUCAGCAGACGGUUAAACCCUGACCUGAGUGUCCCCGCUGGACUCUGUAUUUUUAGUCUUUUUAAUCAUUGAAUCUUCGUAACCUCACACUCCUGGUUCUCCAGAGUUUCUUCAGUGAAGGCCUUUACGAUGUUCAACCAGCUCUUUGUUUACCAGUUUAUUGAACUCAGAGGUACACCGAGGUGGUGUGUGUCAAACGGGGAAACCCUCAGAUAACCCGCUGAAUCAAGAGUAACUGACCUCCGAGUCUGCAGCUGGGUGAACACCAUGAAGAUAAAAACAGUCGCUCUGAGUGGAUUGCAGCGUGCCGAGCUCCAGAUGUGAUCUGCAUGAAGAUCAGAGGAAAGUGUUGGAGAGGAGAGAGAAACUGCUGCGAAGCUUUGAAGAGCAGUUUGAUAAACAGCCGAGAGGAAUCUGCUCUCACUGAGAUCUGCAGCUUCAGCAUUUAGAGUUUCUAACGAUCCGCUGAGAUCUUUGAUGCUGCUGCAGCGUCCUGAGACACGAGGGAGAGUCAAGAUUCCUGCAAGAAACUAGGAAAUGUUCUACUAACAACUACAGGAGGAAAAACCUCAAGGAGCAAUGCUGACCAAGUGGUCUAUGCAUGUAACUCUAAAGAUGAACCUCAGACGGGGGCGAGGGUUUUUGCCACAGUGUCAACAGGCCGAAGUGGAUUCAUUUGAUAUGGAUUAAUCAUUGUUUGGGGGGGUCUAUGUUUUAUCUAUAUAUUCUUUCUUCCUCCAGUGAUGCUGAUCGGUCUGAUGCGUUACGCUCUCGUCAUCGAGAAACAUCAGAACUGCGUCCUGAACACGGCCGGUCUCUCCACGUCCUGGAUAUGUGCUGCUGGACUCAUCAUGGUGGGAAACUUCCAGGUAACCAACGUCGCCUCAAACACUUAGAAAGCCGAAAACAUACGACCAUAUAUUCCCACACUGGCCUCCUCCGCUUUAAUCUCUCUCUCCAGCAGGGGUUACACACACAAACAAAUUAUUGCUCGGUAAUGGUUACAUAAAAAACAAUCAAAAUUACAGCCCGUCCAGAAAAAUGCAGCGUUUUCUGAAGUUUUGGUUGCAUAAUUUCUUACAUAAUUAUCAAAAAGCUUUCAGUCACAGUCAGACUCGCAGAUUUCUAUCCCUCGGUUGGUGAUUCCUGUCUUUGUUUUCACUGAAGGUGGAUGUUUGAUGUUUUUCUGCAGAGUAACUCAGGCGUGGUCUCCCUGCAGUCAGCGGGGUGUUUCUCCUCCGAUCUUUGACUCGCGUGGUCGUUAAACUCUAAACACACUGAAUCUAAAGUUGUAAAGAUGUCGGACGCUGUUCGGGUUUUGCAGCUCGGAUAUAUCAUUUUGUGGUUUUUGGGUCAGCGCCAUGGAGACGGAAAGUCAGGUGUUAUUAAACGUCAAAGAUGAGGGUAUAAGGAGCCUAACUAUCAUGUCAGUCAAGUACAAGGGUAUUGGACAGAUUUACAGUAGAGGAGGGGCGCUACAGAGCAGAAACAAGCUCCAACAUGUGGGUGAAGAUGCUCAGGGACACUCUGUAUGUUCAGACACACACCUGCACACAUACCUCUGCAGGGCUGAGAGUUUCCAUGGCCUCAGGUGUCGGCCGAACAUGUGCUGACUGUGGAGGGUUCACAGGAAUGAAGUUCAGGAUUUGAAUUUUACCCUGAUGCAGAUUUUCAUGUGUCGAAGCGUGUGCAGACCUGGACAGAAAACAUGUCCUGCAGUGGACUAACCAAUACUCGAAGAGUUUUACUUGACUUAUUAUGUAACAGUCCAGUUCACAGCAGAACAAAUACGAGUGAAAAAGUCUCACAGCUGAGGGAAGUGGAUUUAGAGAAGAUGUUUGGCUCUGGUGUCCAUCAUCUUUUCUUUGAUGAUACCUCAGAGAUCUUCUGUGGGGUUUAGGUCAGGCCACUUAGCUGGCCAAUCAAACACAGUAACACCAUGGGGUCAGCAAACUAGUUUCUGGUCAUUUGGCGCUGUGGGCAGGUUCCAGGUCAGAGUGGAAAAGGACAUCUGGUUCUUCUUAAAGCUUCUCAGCUGAUGGAAGCAUGAAGGUCUUUAAACUUUCCUGGUAGACUUUAGGUUUCGUUUACUCUGGACUUGAUAAAACAGAGCAGCAGAUGACAGACUGUGGAAACUUCAUGCUUGAUUUUUAUCUGAAACCAGGACUCUGGACCACUGAGCAGUAGUCCAGUUCUUCUUAGUUCAGGUGAGGCUCUGGUUCAGGGGUGUCCUGACCAAAGUACGUUUAUGGGACUCGUCUGUGUGUGGUGGUUCUUGAUCCUCUGACUCCAUCCUCAGUCCAGUCCUUGUGGAGCUCCAUGAUGUUCUGUUGGACGUGAAGAUCUGAUGUCUUCUUCCACUGAACACGUGUGUUAGUGUCAUCCAUCAGAGCUGUUAUGACUCUGAGGAAAGAUCAGCUGUGAUACUCAGAAGUGUGUGUGCCGUAAGAGGUGGUUUGAGCUCCUCAUCAGUGUGUGUGUGUGUGUGUGUGUGUGUGUGUGGUUUGAGCUCCUCUGUCUGCACACGUCUGGGCCCCUCUAACUUAAUUUUAGGGGAGUACGCCGCACAGUUCAUCCCUCAUCAUUUUGGCCUCUCAGAGUUUGGGUCCGGUCCUCUUCUGUUCUCUGAUUGGCUGAAACUUCCCCUCCCUGCCUCCUUCUUACAUAAUGAACCUCAGUGUUUUGACUCUCAGUAAACAUGGGACGAGUCCUUCGGGGGGAUUUACUGUAGAAACGUGCCUGAAACCCACACUGGGGUCACUGUUUACAUCCACAGAUCAAGUGCUGAUGUUGAAUCAGAGUUUCUGGGAACCAUGAAUGAGACGGAGAGGCUGCACAGAGGAGGCGAAACUUUCACUGAUCUCACUUUUCUCUUAGUAUCUGGAGUUUAAUGGGUAGAAAGACGCUGAUACAGAUGGUUUGAUAUAAUCAUGUUUGUUCAGUGACAUUUUUGUCCUUGAUUUAAUGGUUUCGAUGAACAAUUUAAUUGUUUAGAUGACAGAAAAAGUGAAAAAAAGCCAACCACAGCCCUUUUUGUUGUUUGAAAACAGUUUGAAGCUUUAAAAUCCUACCAUUUUAGAAUCAAUAAUUGUAGAUUAUUGGGCACUUUUCUUUAAUAUUGUCAUGAGUAAUUAUCUGAAAUGUUGCUGAUAAGUUUGCUUGAGGUCCUCUUUUGGAUUCAUCAAACCUGUGAGUCCACCCUGUCUAACUUUUCUUUACAAUAUUGAAGAAAAGCUAUAAAAACAAGGAUAAGGGUGAUUAAAUAAUAAAAUACAAAAAUUCAGAUACUUACCAGAAUUCUGAGUUUUAAGUCAAAUUUAGACUUUUUUCUCCGAAUUUGAAGAGGAAAAAAAGUCAAGAAUCUGACUGCAAAAGCAAAAUUCUUUUUUUUCUGACCCCAAAAUUCAGAUUCAAGUUGGAGUCUUAACUAAAAAUUUUCUAAGGAAUUCUAAGGAAAAACCCUGAAUUCUCAGAAUUUUGAGAGUUUAUAAACCUUCAUUUUUUAAUUGUGAAAUGCCAGGAAAGUUUAAUUGUUUUAAACUAUUGGAUAAAAUAGUUUUCUUGGAUCUUUUAAAGACUGAAUGCAUGAGCAAAUUGAACACUUACCUUUUUGAUUCAGGAGCUGUUCCUCUCUUCAGUUUCUAAAAGAAAACAAAGGUGAAUAAAAGUUAUAGAGUAACUGUUUUCUCAUUUUCAAGCUUACACUGAAUUUCCCUUUGGGGGUAAAUAAAGUUAUUCUUAUUCUUAUUAACUCACAAAAUGUCCUUUUAGUUUUCGUGCUCCGGGUGGUCCUCUCAUUUGGCUUCUGUAAAACAAAAAACAGGUUUUAGUUUCUUUUCUUCACCUCUUAUAAAUUUACAAGUGAGAAGAUCAGCAGUCGGAUCUCUAAGUGCUUUAACGAGGAAACGGUUCCCCUGUAGAGCUUCCUUCUAAGUGCUUAUGUGUCUCUGAGUUUCAUUGUUUGGGGAGUAAAUCCUGAGAGAGUGAUCCGGCCUCAAAAACACUUCUUACACUUGGACAUAAAUGGAGAUUUUGAGCAGGUUUGUGCAGAAAGAAAGGCUCAUAAAGACAGAGUGUCCCUGUAAUUACACGGCCUCCAACAGCUGCUUUAUCUCCACAGAAACUCCUGCGUCAUCCACUAAACUCUGUGUUCAGACUGUGUCGUCACCAGAACACGAGUUCAUGUGCACAGAUUAGAGAUCCACCUCCUCUAUCUGUGUCGCUGAAAAUGAGAACGGAACACGGACAGAUACUUUAUCAGCUUCUGUUUACCGCCAUCAUCGCAGCGGUUUCUCCUCUGUGCUGAUUGUGGUGUGAUGUUCAGGGUUAGAUCAGUGACAAAGUGGUCGACUAUCAGGUCGAAAUGAUCUGUGUUUUCAGCCGUGUCAUAUUCCUGUUUUUGUGUUUCAGGUGGAUUUUGCUAAAGUCCUGCACUACGUGGGAGCAGGAGUGGCCUUCCCCUCCAGCAUGCUGUUUGUGUGUCUGCAGUCGGCUCUCACCUACAGACUGGCCAAGACUCAGGACGAGUAUCGGAUGGGACACCUGCGGGUGAUGAUGGCCCUGCUGGCUCUGGUCGCUCUGGUCCUCAGUAUCCUUCAUUCAGAAAACAACCGAGUGUUUCAACUUGAAACCAAAAGCGUCAUUUGUCUCUUCAAAGUUGACUGUCUGAAGUUUAUCAAUGUUGAUUCUGAGGUUGUGUUUAAGUUGUGUGACAUGGCCCCCUGCUGGGGAAAUACUGCUGUAACAUCCUAAAGAUGUGUCGACAGCAGAAAUCACAGGCAGAUCUCAGGACAGCAGGUUCCAGUUUGCAACAUGCUGAUUAUUUUCUCCCACAAUCCUCUGCACUUGAUAUUUUCAAAGUAGCGUUACUCACAGACUGUAUAAAACAUAGAUGUACUUUGUGUUGGGGUUGAGUCCCCCAGUGUAAAAUGUGCACAGGCCCUAAUUUGACUAUUCACACAGGCUGGGUGUUACUUUAGCUUCCUGAGAUUUUUCAGCCGGUCUCCAGUGGACACUAGAGGAACUGCAGUUCAGUUUUCACCCCUGGAGGCUGCUGCUUUGGCAUAAGUGGUAAAAAAGUACAUAUGUCCACCAUCGUUUUCAACUCUGGCUUUGGCUUUUACGUGGUCUCAGUCACACACAGAGUCAAAACACACAAGGACCCCAAAGGGACCCUAAAUUUUAGUGCCAAUAACGUCACCCUGAAAGCCAUCUUCAACAGUUUUCUGAGAGAGUAUUUAAAAAGUUUUACCAGGUAAAUAAACUUUUUCAUCCCAAUAGAACAUGUUUAAAUUGAGGGUAGGACCCUUGUAAUGGGACAUUUAAUGACCUUGUCUCCUUCCUCCUCUGCAGCCAUUGUUCUCCUUAACUUCUGAUCCUCAGGCGGCGUUUUCUUCUGCCAGCAGAGCUUCAUCCUGCAGCACACCUCCGCCAUCUUUGAGUGGAUCUACUGCAUGCUGAUCAUGACCUUCUACGGGACUUUUGCCUUCGAGUUUGGUGGCAUUACAGGAGACACACUCAUGGUCCUGUCCAGAGGAGGAGGAGGAGGGGUGCUGAGCUUCGCCACAUCUGGACACAAGGCAGAGGUGGGAGGGGGACCGAACCACCGCCAGCCGGAGAACUUAUCCAUGCUGUAACCAAACUGUGGGACGUUUCAGCAAACCUGAGAGACGCAAAGACUGAAUCAGGAGCCUGAAGCUGCUUCCUGCAAAUCCUCACGCUCACUGCUGUACACAGAGCUGCUGGACUGAGAAGAGACCAAAGAGAAACUUUAUCGCGCUCUGUAACCGUGCUAAUCGCUGCACAGGACUAAAAAGUGCCUUAUAUGAACACAAACUCCAGCAGAGAGUUGCACACGGCCCCGACUGUUUGUUUUCACUCUCUCUGUGAAACAAUCCGACUGAAUUCUUGGCUGAAGCCGCCGUCUAACAGAUCUGACGUCCUGAAAGCUCCUCUGAUUUCAAAGUUUGUUUGAAUGUUUGGACGUUCAGACACUGAGCUCCGUAUUGUUUGAAACCUCAGGAAGUUUUGUUACAUAAUCCGCUUCAGAAGUCAGAAGAAGUUUGUUGAACACAUGAAAAGUUACUUUGUGCCAGGAAACCGUUCUUUUAAUGUGGUUUAAUCGUACUUUUGUGUUUGAUACCCCGGAUACUGCCAAAAUAAUCUGUGCCUUAAUAUUGAACACUCUCUGAAAUGUAUUUGAAAGAUUUCCAGUUAUGAUACUCGCCGAGUUUGGAGGUAUUUAUGCCAAAGUUUCUUCUCCUACCGGCCUGAUAAGCUUUGUUGUAUAUUUGGAGGAAUCUUGUAUCAGCUCUUUGCCAAACAAACUCGGAUCUUUUCUCUCUGUUACAGUGAGAGACUCACAGUUAUGAUGGGACCAACUUAUUCAGCGAGAAAGAAGCUGUCAUGCUGUAUUUGAUUGUAUAUGAAAAAGCCUUUCUAAGAAAAUAAUGUUUUAUAUUUUAAGCACCAAAGAAUUAAAGCUGUCAGCAGUUAUCUAUUUCUUAUUAUUCUCCCUGCGUGGUUUUUGUUCACAUAUCUGGGUGUGAAAAAGACGUUUUAGAGAGGCUGAAUCUAUCAUAAGUAAAUUUAAUAUGUUCAGAGUAAACAGUCCAACAGUUUUAGAGUACUGCUCCUUCAUGUGAAGGUGCCAAGAAUUUGUAGAUGUCAAGAUCUACAGUAAAUAACAUCACUAAAAAUGCUGAAAGCCAACGCUGGAUAGCUGUGAUCCUUCAUUCAUGCAGCACUGACAUGACUCUGUAGUGAAAAUAACUGCAAAGUCUCAUAUUCACUUCCAAAAACUAUCAACUUCAAACGCACUUCAUUACCGCAUCCAUUCAGAUGACAAGAGGAAAACUGUCCUGUGGUCUGACAAGGGAGAACGCUCGGUGAACGGGUUUCUCUGUGAACCAGGAUCUAGAUGGAGUGAGCCUAGACCCUGACUCGAUCUGCAGCAAAAAGACUUUCCUUCAAAUCAUGAAAAACAGCUCAGGCUAAACGUGCACAAACACCACGUCGAGUUCAACAAAGCUGCUGAAGUAGUUUCAGACAAGCUGUUAAGAUAAAGCAACACUAAAUCAUCUCCCCACAGAUUAAACUCUUCUGUGAAAUACAGAGGAAAUACGACGGUGUUAACAGAAUAAAAUACCGGAGUGUGGAAGUAAAGUCAAACAAAUACAAGCUGAUCCUCUAAAAUCUCCUCUGAGCCACAUUAGAAGAAGGUCUGAAGACUCCAGGAGAGAAGUGAAGCACUGAAACCCUGAAUAUGAAAGAUUCCUCGUGUAUUUUCAGAGGAUUUGUGGAUGUUGGUCUAGCUUUUCCUUUUACCUGAGACGUUUCUAACCCGUGGGCAGUGCCGGCAGCCGAGUGGUCCCAGAGAAAACCUCAUCCUGUGAAACCAUGAGUCCAUGAUGACCUUCCUGCCCGUCACCGCAGCAUCGCCCUGAUGGAAACAAAGACACAGAUUUAUUUAUCAAACAGAAUCAUAUUGCAUAAAGAAUGACAUUCUCUAUCUAUAAAGAAAAUAAAUAGUUAUCAGACACUGUUGCUCCAGACCAAACUGGGCCCCAAGAAACUCUGAUUUGUGGACAUAUAAUGAGCAGUUAUCAGUGCAGUGCUGCCCUCUAGUGGACAGAAUCAUGUUGACACUAACCACAGUCAACUCUGGCAGAUAUUCCCUCAUUUUAACAGCAUUGAAGUUAUUCUUUGGGUAAAACGCAAAUAUGACAAAAUGAAAAAAAUCCAAAAUAAAUUAUCUGAAUGAGUCUUAAUAAUGAAUGAGUUUUUCUCAGUCUUAGAGUAAAAGUGUGGGCUACACAGAGCUGACUUGCUCAUCAACUUGUAGCUACAGACUUAAGUUCUUUUUAGGUUUUUAAGUAAAUUUUUGAAAAAUCUCUUAAAAUCGUCAACAGUUUUUUUGUUUUUGACUCUUUUAUUUUAAUAAAACGUUUAAUAAAAGAUCCUUCAGUGAGAUUUAAUACCCUGUAAGAGUCAAACAGUUAGCCAAAUUUGUUUUAUUGUUCGUUUCCAGGCAGUAAUACUUCUAUUUCGAGGCAGUCUGUGAUUUGUUUUUUCUUACCCAGCUGAUCUUUGACCACUAGAUGUCAGUGUGAGGCAGAAGCUCUGUUCAUACUGUACAGAAACAGUCAUGUCAUGGUCCAUAACUCUGCACAGGCUGAUGGAAAUCUUAUUUCAAUACCAUACAGAGUCUUUGCUGCCCUCUAGUGGUUACGUGUCAGUCUAAACAUUGAUUUCAUGAUUUCAAUCUGAUUCCAAACACACCACACCCUGUUACUGUACAUUGUGUGUUUGUUUUUUUGUUUUUUGGCUUCUCACUGUAGAUCAAAUUUCUCCCUCAGGGACGACAAAGCUCUGAAUUAAACUGAACUGAACCUCUGAGGGGAAACAUUUCCAGUUACUCCUCUUUUAUUUGUUUGUUUUUUUCCAGACUAAGGAGCCGGAAGAUGUGAGCGUCAUUCAGAGAGCUCACUAGUGUGGUGGGGGGUGUUUUGUCUAAUCUAGAUGCCCUGUCACAGUCAGCUCCUAAAUACUCGACCCACUCUGAGACACAGUCUGUAACUCUGAGGAGAGCAGACUCUUAGAGUGAACUUUGAUUUAUAAAGAAAAUAAAGGUUUGGAAGAAGAGGCCAGAAGCUUUUUCUGGAGGUUUUCUUAAAGCUUUGAACCCGAGUUCAGAGCAGAAGUUUCAAGAACAAAACAGGAGUUUUCUAAAAUGUGAGUUUUUGCUGAACCUUGUGUCAAAGCAGGAAAACAGUAAAUCUGCGAAAACUAAGAACUAUUCUUGGUGAUAUAUCCUGAUCAGACACUUCCUCCUCAAUAUUAAUGUUGCUGCAGUUUUUACAACUUUCAGCAGACUCUAAGUACCUACUUAGACAGAUUUUUGUACCUGGAGACAUUUCAACCUCAAAACCCUUAAAGAUACCCAGCCUGGGUUUAAAAUAGUGGAAUCCUCCUUUAACAGGACUUAUGUAACCUGAAGACACAGGAGCAGCAUCAGUUACCUGCACUGACUUUGUUCAACCAUUGGUUCAACAAAAUGUUAUUUAAUGAGCUUUAGAGGUGCUGAGAGGUGGACUGGACUGAGACGCAGACAGGCUGUCUCUAAUAUCUUCACACAGGGCUGAGUGAACCAGCUGCUGCAGAUCCAUAUAUGUCAUACAGACAGACGUGUGUGUGUGUGUGUGUGUGCUUUAUGGAUGUCUUUAUCUGGUUUAAUGGCAGAGAAGCACUUUCCCCGAGAGUCAGAGGCUAUUUCUCUAAAGUACUUUCCAAGUGACACUUUAACCUUGUGACGCUAAUCUCCACUUCCUGUCAGGUGUGCGACAGAUUUAACCACGGCUCGGUCACAGAGGCGUCUCCUCCAGGUACACAGACUGCAGACCAUACGAGGAUUUAAAGGGUGUGUAAAAGGAGAUUUUCAGCCUGAGAAGGAUCCCACAGCAACACCUGGUCCACAGUUAACUCCACCACAGGACAAAUCCAAUCAUCUUCAACCCCACAGCCAGAAGCAGCUGCCACAAUGGGAAGGUUUCCAAACAGAGAGUGGGAGAGAAAGACAGAGAGAAGGAGAGUCAGACAUAAAGGAAGCACAGAGUGCCAACACAUCACCGCCUCACAUUCCCAAACAGAUCCCGGCCUCAGAUAUUCCACUGCUGAGCGUUUUUCUCGACUGGGUGUUAAAGUUGGCACCCAGAGUGUGACAGCGAGAGGCCACAGACGGGCCGGUGAAAGACGGUGACACAAGGGCGCUCUGUUCAGUCCCUCAGACCCUCCUCUGCUCUAUGUGCCAAGACUCGACCUCUGUGAGCUGGAAACACUGAGCUGCUGCUGGAGCUGCAGUCCGGCCUGGAUGUCUCUGACACACAAUCACAGCAUGAUCAAAUAAAAAACAACUAAAGCCACAUCUCCCAAAAUAAAUACAAAUAUGAGGGUGGAGCAACAUAAUAGACCUUAAAAUCAUCGAUCCUAAAAACAUUCAACUUUAUGAUUUAUCCACAACACCGGCUCUGUGACUGAAUCCUCUUUAGAUCAGACAUCGCCACAUAAAGUUAUUAGUUUUUAUGCUUUUAUUUUGAUGUUUUUUCUGUCAUUUGCAGAGGUUGCUUGAUUUCCUGUAUUGUAAAACUAUACUUUUAUUUUGAAGUAAAUUAAUUCAGGUAGCUCUUGAAUUACAGACCUGCAUGAAGGCAAAACAGACGCCAAAUAUUUUCUAGUUUUUCAGACAGAGCUGAAUCAUCACUUGGAGGGCUGCUACAGCUAGUUUACAAGCAGCUGCUGCUUCUUCGUCUGUGACCACCAGCUUGAAAAAACACUGUAUGUACUCUAUAUUCAGUAUGUGUACACUAAGAUAAACAACUCUGUCACUAAAAUACUCCCUGAACUUUGACCUUCUUGCUCAAACCAGACUGUAAAAUUAAAAUGUUCAUGAAAAGAUCGCUUGAUUGAAAACUGAAAAUGCCAGAGGGGUUGAAGUGAGCAGGAAAGACUAAAGAGACAAUCGAGCAAACAAACUGCAAAUGCAAACAAAGGAAGACAGAUAUCCGCUUCUCAUGGUACACCGCAUUUACAUACAUGAGAGGAAAACUAAAUGUUUUUUUUUUUUUUUUAUGUUCUCUUCCCAUCCAUGAUCGUCAUCUGCUUUAAAUCAAACAAACAGAAACAGACAAUAAGAAAAAGAAAAACAACAGUCAGAGCUCCUAACCUGGCCUCUGUUCAGGAAUUCUUGGUGCGCAGACUUUCAGGAAACUUCCGGAAACAUCGCUGCGAAGGCACUGAACCCCAGACAGAACAAAACAUCUUAACCGUGACAGAUCUGUGAACAAGAAAACAGAGACAUCAGCCUCAUAUAGUCUCCUUUUCUCAUUAUAAAGUAAUCUAAUUCAGGUCAGUAGCUUGGGUGUUCAUCUUGUCUCUAUCAUGUAAAUAUUGUCAGGUGUAAUGAGCAGUGAUCGUUACA